Spathaspora passalidarum NRRL Y-27907 is the source of this 1057-nucleotide messenger RNA. RefSeq lists its product as uncharacterized. The record is from RefSeq and is a predicted model, not a curated record. The coding region runs from base 169 to 330 and encodes 53 amino acids. The transcript has a single exon. Lineage: Eukaryota; Fungi; Ascomycota; Pichiomycetes; Serinales; Debaryomycetaceae.
UUUUUUUGUGUUGUAGUAUUCAACCUAUACCUGACACUCGGUUUAAUUAAACUAGUUGACUGACUAUAGGUGAACUACCAUUUUGGAAUCAAAAAUGUCUGUGUUUAUUGAUAUUUGAUUGGGAAAUGUGCCAUUCGUUUCUAUUAUUAGAAUUACAAGUAUUCUUGCAUGAUUAAUACACAAAGACACUCCCCUAUCACUAUCGUAGAAGGCAUUCAAGAAACCAAGGUUAAAACCCAUGACUUGGUUGUGAUCGACUCACCUGUAAUAAUUGAAGAUCUCAACAUCGUAGAAGAAUCAAAUCACAAGAAGAAUGCUUUAUUUCUGUAAUUUCCCGUUGAGAUUGACAUAAUGCUGUAAGCAUCUGUAUCAACAACAGCUCAGAUUGCUUUCGGAAAACAUUUCAAAUUCUCCUGGUCGAGUGCAGUGAACAAGUAAUCAACUAGAUCUGAAAGUCCUGAACAGAUGCCAUUUGUACCUAAUAUUGAUUAUUCCUGAUUGAUUUCAAAUGAACAAAUAUUUUCAACCAGUAAAUGUUUGAAUAUUCUCAGUAUGUACAACUAAGGCAUAUUGGUUGAUAUUGUAAAAGAGUCAAUAUGGAGGGGGGGUGGUAAGUAAUCACCAAUACAUCAGUGACUCAAUUGGUAUUUUUUCAUACUUCUUACCGAAUGUGAUCAAAUAUCUUAAUAGGUCAUGCACAAUGUUCGGAAAACACUCCAGAUUCUGCUGGUUUCGGGAUCUGCAAAUAUAGUUGCAACUAGAACAGAGUAACGUUAACAGGAAUGAGACGUCUGACAAUCACAACCAACUAACCCUACUCUGAUUCUAGUUGAUCCCACUUGCGUUAACUCAACUACCAGCAGACACCUGGAAUGCUCUCCCUGGUAGUGGGACAACAAAGAAUAUUGAUUGACACCUCGAAAAGUGUUGCAGUUUCAGACUAAAAUUGAAUCAAUUGAAUUAAUUUGGCGUCAAUAGUGCUUCAGAAACAAACAACAUAUCAAUUAAACUAUACUUACCUUUACCUAAACGAUUAAACGUGUUAAUAGAAUAGGUC